AUGACAAUCGUUUUAGGUACCUUUGGAUAUUCAUCUCAACCUUUUUGUAUCUACACUUUUCCACAACUUCACUUUUGUUUAGAAGAAAUAGUAGCUGUCUUUUGUAAUGAUAAUCAAAGUCUUUUUAAACAAAAAUCAAAAUAUCUUUUAGAACUUUAUAAACAAUAUCCUACGGAAUUUAUUAAACAUCAAAAGGAAGGUCGUAUUUUGGUGACAAGUCAAGUAUGCUUAGAGAUUGCAAGACUCUUAGGUCUUUAUUGUUUAGCAGAGCUAUGUAAAUUAACUUUGGAUGAAAUUGUACAUGGUCAACUAGCUGAGCCUUUGUUAGAUACAAUUGAAUGUCGUGGUUGGGAAGUAUCCUAUAAAGAACAAAUACUAAAGGAUGAAGAUUCAAGUAUUUAUGAAUCCUGUAAAGGAAAUGAGUGGAUAUUUGUAAAUGAGAAUGAUGAUAGAUUAAACAUGAGUUCAUCCCCUUCUUUAGUAACAUUGAAUCAUGUUAAACAUAUCAGUAAACAACCUUCAUUCAAAAAUCCUACAAUCGCUUUACUCUAUCAAUGGUUAUCAACUGAUUUAUUAUUAUGUGGUGACUUAUCUGUAGCUCGACAACAACAAGCCAUUAUUGAAACUCGUCAACGGCGUAUAUCAUUCACACACAAAAAAUUACCUACUCAUACUACUACUACUAAACGAAAAUAUUAUCAAAUGACGUCGACAAAGAUUGCAGGCAAUAAAAGUCAACAUGAUAGAAUAAUAAAAAGUCAUGAUGAAAGUAGUAGAAAUCUGCAUUUAUUAGCUACUCAAGCAACUCAACUUAUACAUAAAAAACCAAGAUUACCGUCAUUAAAGACUAUGUUAUCUGGUUUAAAUCAUCAUUAUUAA
This is a messenger RNA of Cokeromyces recurvatus, 879 nucleotides long. RefSeq lists its product as uncharacterized. The transcript has 2 exons. The coding region runs from base 1 to 879 and encodes 292 amino acids. NCBI's taxonomy places the organism in Eukaryota, Fungi, Mucoromycota, Mucoromycetes, Mucorales, Mucoraceae. The record is from RefSeq and is a predicted model, not a curated record.